AUGGACUCUAAGGUCGUGCGAACACAGGAGUGUCUUGCAGAGAUGAACGAUCACUUUAGGAACACUAAGAAACCCGCCGAUCUCCUGAUUCUUCUCGGGCGGGUUGGAGCCGGGAAGUCUUCCCUCAUGGAGGACCUCACUGGUUUGAGCGGAUACUCCCAGCAGUCCGUGAACUCUGGUAAGCGCCUGUUGUCCAAUGUAGCUACAGCUCGGUUGGUAAUACCUGUUCCAGUUACCCAGCAAGCAGAAAUUGCCAAAGCAGUAAUCGAGGGUAAGGAGUACUUCAUCAUGGACACUCCUGGCUUCGAUGUAGAGAACAAAAGUUUCUACUUCGAGAUUCUACGCGGCAUCCAAUCUGUCCGCCACGUUGCCAGAAUCACCGGUCUUCUGUACCUGACAGGUAUCAACCAGUCGCGCUUCGAAGACUCUGACCGUCAGUUUGUUCAAUUUAUUCGUGCCUUAUGUGGCGAGGAGUACAUUCCCCGUGUGACUUUCAUAACCACGUUCUGGACUACCGUCGCUGUUCAACAGGGGGUGACUUUCAACCGGCAGCUCGUGUCACUUCAACACGAGUGGGAACAAGGCCUUGGUGCCCAGCACCUGAGCUUGUAUCAACAUGGACGAGAGUAUGAUGCGCACGGACUGGAUACAAGUCACAUCAUCAACUGGUUUAUUCACCGCGGCCAGGUUGCACGACAUGCCAAAGAGAUGAUUGAGCGCAAUUACGGACGCACCGUAUCUGAGUAUCAUCCCCCAAGGAUUGUCAGAGAACUUGAGGCCAACAUCCCAGAGUCGGAGACAGAGGCUGGACGGCUGCUUGGACUGAGCUCUGCUUCAACAAGCGAGUCUACCUCACGCGGACAGCCCAGGGAACCACCAGCGCAACGACGGCAAACGCCAACCCCAUCGGAAGCAUCCAGAAACUCGCAGCGGGACCCAGAAGCUCCCCAAGAGGCCCCUGCAUCUGGUCUCUACACACUUUUUGAUGGUGUUGCCAGGUUCAUAGGUACUGCGCUUGGCAAUAUGACUCUUGAGGUGAAUCUUGACAGUCCAGCGUCAGGCCAACCCCUGCGCACCGGUUCAUUCGACAGGAACUCCCCAGUCGAUUGGAUGAAGCGAUUCGGGCUAGAUCCCAGCAGGGAGGGACGAGCAAGGUAUGCUGCGACCCACGGCAUCAGAGGGGAGCCUUUCUCUGCCGCAUGGGGUGAUGCUAUCCGUAGGGAUGUUAUGCGACGCUAUGGCUAA
This is a messenger RNA of Aspergillus nomiae NRRL 13137, 1245 nucleotides long. RefSeq lists its product as uncharacterized. Lineage: Eukaryota; Fungi; Ascomycota; Eurotiomycetes; Eurotiales; Aspergillaceae. The transcript has 3 exons. The coding region runs from base 1 to 1245 and encodes 414 amino acids. Gene Ontology annotation, molecular function: GTP binding. The record is from RefSeq and is a predicted model, not a curated record.